AUGUUUCUAUUAAUUACAUGCAUGUCUUUACAACACAUGACAGUGUUGAUGCUGGGACCAUUGAAUUGGCAUUGGAUCCAAGGAUUAACCGAACUGGGGAUAUAUGGCACAUAUGUGUUGAGGAUCUGCCUCGUAGUGGAGUACAGUAUGGCUAUUGCAUUGAUGGUCCUCGGAGUUGGAAUAAGGGACAUCGAUUUGACAGCAGAAAUGUUCUAAUAGAUCCCUAUGCAAAGCUAAUUGAAGGUUGUCGACUUUUUGGAGAUGUCAGCAAUAGGAUGUGCACAUUUUAUGGAACUUAUGAUUUUGAUAGUUUGCCUUUUGACUGGGGUGACAACUACAAGCUUCCAAAUAUUCUUGAGAAAGAUCUUGUAAUAUACGAGAUGAAUGUCCGUGCUUUUACAACCGGUGAAUCAAGUGGCCUGGAUCCAGACAUAAGAGGGAGCUACCUUGGUGUGAUUGAAAAGAUUCCACAUCUUUUAGAGCUUGGUAUCAACGCAGUUGAGUUACUGCCUAUUUUUGAGUUUGAUGAAUUGGAAUUUCAAAGGAGGCCAAAUCCACGAGACCAUAUGAUAAACACAUGGGGUUAUUCAACAAUGAAUUUCUUUGCUCCUAUGAGUCGCUAUGCAAGUGCUGGUGGGGGACCCGUUAAUGCUUCUAGGGAGUUCAAAGAAAUGGUCAAGGUUUUGCAUGAUGCGGGAAUAGAGGUCAUCUUAGAUGUUGUCUACAACCAUACAAAUGAAGCUGGUGAUGAGAAUCCAUACACAACAUCAUUUCGCGGCAUUGACAACAAGGUAUUUGAAAGCAAUCCGUACUCUACCGAUGAAAUUGAUGAGAUUCGAGACUAUUGGGCAAAGUACUUCUUGGAAGAGUGCAUGUAAUUAAAUUGUUUUUUUUUUUGCUAGUUGGUU
Messenger RNA from Ipomoea nil (Japanese morning glory), 908 nucleotides. Its product is annotated as isoamylase 3, chloroplastic-like. Gene Ontology annotation, molecular function: hydrolase activity, hydrolyzing O-glycosyl compounds. Gene Ontology annotation, biological process: carbohydrate metabolic process. Bases 18 to 878 code for a protein of 286 amino acids. The record is from RefSeq and is a predicted model, not a curated record. NCBI's taxonomy places the organism in Eukaryota, Viridiplantae, Streptophyta, Magnoliopsida, Solanales, Convolvulaceae. The transcript has 7 exons.